AUGGCAACCAACAGUAUCAAGUUGCUCACCGGCAACAGCUACCCGGAGCUGGCCAGCAAAGUGGCCGACAGACUGGGAAUCGAACUCACGAAGAUUCUCGUGCUCCAAUACUCGAACCAGGAGACUUCUGUUACCAUCGGAGAGUCUGUCCGAGACGAAGAUGUCUUCAUUUUGCAAUCCACUCCUCCGGGGGACAUCAACGACGCUCUCAUGGAGCUUCUGAUCAUGAUCAACGCUUGCAAGACGGCAUCUGCACGCCGUAUAACUGCUGUGAUUCCGAACUUCCCGUACGCCCGGCAAGACAAGAAAGACAAAUCUCGCGCGCCGAUCACUGCCAAGCUCAUGGCCAACAUGCUGCAAGUAGCAGGAUGCAACCAUGUAAUCACGAUGGACCUUCACGCCAGUCAAAUCCAAGGCUUCUUCAACGUCCCGGUGGAUAAUCUUUAUGCAGAGCCAAGUACGCUACGAUGGAUUCGCGAAAAUCUUGAUGUCAAGGACUGCGUUAUCGUUAGUCCUGACGCAGGAGGAGCUAAGAGAGCAACUUCAAUUGCUGAUGGCUUAAACCUUGGGUUCGCGCUCAUACACAAGGAGCGAACGCGACCCAAUGAAGUUUCCAGAAUGGUGCUAGUUGGAGAUGUUAAGGGCAAGACGGCCAUACUGGUUGAUGAUAUGGCUGACACCUGUGGUACGCUUGUCAAGGCCGCCGAUGUGCUGAUUGCAGAAGGCGCUAAAGAUGUGCUCGCCAUUGUCACACACGGCAUACUGAGCGGAAACGCGAUCGAAGCACUCAAUGGCAGCAAGCUGAAGAAGAUCGUCGUCACCAAUACUGUUCCUCACGAGGACAAGAAGGAGCUGUGUGAUCGUAUCGAGACCAUCGAUAUUAGCCCAACUCUUGCCGAAGCCUGCAGGAGGACACAUAACGGCGAGAGCGUGUCUUUCCUUUUCAAGCACGCACCAGUCGAUUAGACUAUGUCUCUUUUGCACUAAGCAACACUGUUUGCCGAUGUAUCACCGGCGUAUGGGAGUUAAGGAGCGAAACCAGCAUCUGCUACAUUUUCAUACAUAUCAUUUGAUAUUAGGAAAGCCGAUGGUGAAUCUGAUCUCC
This is a messenger RNA of Parastagonospora nodorum SN15, 1105 nucleotides long. RefSeq lists its product as hypothetical. Gene Ontology annotation, cellular component: ribose phosphate diphosphokinase complex; cytoplasm. The transcript is spliced from 5 exons. Gene Ontology annotation, molecular function: magnesium ion binding; ribose phosphate diphosphokinase activity. The record is from RefSeq and is a predicted model, not a curated record. Gene Ontology annotation, biological process: ribonucleoside monophosphate biosynthetic process; purine nucleotide biosynthetic process; 5-phosphoribose 1-diphosphate biosynthetic process. Lineage: Eukaryota; Fungi; Ascomycota; Dothideomycetes; Pleosporales; Phaeosphaeriaceae. Bases 1 to 966 code for a protein of 321 amino acids.